Xenopus laevis (African clawed frog) is the source of this 1868-nucleotide messenger RNA. RefSeq names its product N-acetyllactosaminide beta-1,6-N-acetylglucosaminyl-transferase. The transcript is spliced from 3 exons. NCBI's taxonomy places the organism in Eukaryota, Metazoa, Chordata, Amphibia, Anura, Pipidae. The coding region runs from base 461 to 1651 and encodes 396 amino acids. The record is from RefSeq and is a predicted model, not a curated record.
UCACUGGAGUUCAUUACUGAUAAGAAAGUGAACAAGCAGAGAAAGCUAAUCUAUAAGAGCACACAAAACAGAAAGAUGUUACUGUGUGCACCAAUUUCUAAAAGAAUUGGACGAGUUGGAAAAACAUUUCUCAUUUCAUUCGGGCAACACUUGAAAAGAAAAAGGAUAUAUAUUUAUACUCUUUGUGAAGAUAUAUAAGAAAUAUACAAGCUUUGAGAAGACUCCUAUCAGUAAAAUUAUCAACGCAAUUAUUUUUCUCCCUACCUGUGUUGUUUGAUUUGUUUUUAAUAUCCGUAUUCGGAACCAAGUGUAAUACAGGAGGAGACUGUGAUUUUCCCCCAGGACAAAGCAUUCCUUUGGGUGAGUACAGAAAUAGAAAUAUCUGUAACAAGUUGGGCACACUACAAAGAGGUGAAUACUCUGGCAAAGCUUUUGGAAUAACCUGUAUUUCUGUGAUAGAAUGAUUUGUACGAAACGGCUCUUUUUAAUAUUUUUUGCACUGGGAAUAGUUAUACUGCUGAACACCUUUCUCAGCCAAUCUCAGGUUAAAAGAUCACUGGUAUUUUCCCAGCAAAUAUCUCUAUUGGAAGAAACCUGUCAGGCAUUGAUCAGAACCAAAAAAUCUUUCUUUUGGAAUCCUUUAGCUGAAACAUACUCUGACAGCAGUUAUUGCAAGGACUAUUUAAUAAGAAAUAAAUACAUUACAAAACCUCUCUCAGAAGAAGAGGCUGCUUUUCCGUUAGCCUAUAUAAUAACAGUGCACAAGGAAUUUGAUACAUUCGAGAGACUGUUCAGAGCUGUCUACAUGCCCCAAAAUAUAUACUGUAUCCAUGUUGACGAGAAGGCGACUGCUGAUUUCAUGCAGGCUGUGGACAGUUUAGUACAAUGUUUCCCCAACGCGUUUCUUGCUUCAAGAAUGGAACCGGUGGUGUAUGGUGGAAUAUCCAGACUACAGGCUGAUCUGAAUUGCAUGAAAGAUCUUGUGGCAUCAGAUGUGCAGUGGAAAUAUGUCAUCAAUUUGUGCGGGCAAGAUUUCCCUUUAAAGACAAACAAGGAAAUAAUACAUCAUAUUAAACCAUUUAAAGGGAAAAAUAUAACCCCCGGGGUAUUACCACCUGCCCAUGCAAUACCAAGGACCAGAUAUGUUCAUCGGGAGGAUAUAGUCAAUUCACGGGUAAUAAGAACAAAUGUCGUAAAGCCUCCCCCUCCUCACAAUAUUACAAUUUACUUUGGUUCUGCCUAUGUUGCGCUCACAAGGGAAUUUGUACAGUUUAUUCUAGAAGAUCAGAGAGCCAUUGACCUGUUACUGUGGUCCAAGGACACUUACAGCCCUGAUGAGCAUUACUGGGUGACACUGAACAGAAUUCCAGAUUUUCCAGGUUCUGUGCCAAAUGCAAAAUGGGAAGGUGACCUUAAGGCAAUAAAAUGGAGCGAUGACAAGACUCACGAUGGUUGCCACGGUCAUUAUGUUAGAGGAGUUUGCAUUUACGGAACCGGGGACUUACAGUGGCUUCUGAACUCAUCAUCCAUGUUUGCCAAUAAAUUUGAGUUGGCGACGUACCCUCCUACAAUUGAAUGCUUAGAGCUGAAUUUACGAAAGAGGGCCAUGAAUUGUGCAGAAAUAUCUUUGCAGCCUCACUGGACUUUUUAACAAAUAUCCAAGGGACAUUAUAAAUGCCUACUUGGCAAACACAUUUGCUGCUGCAGUAAAAAUCUUGGUAGCAAAUAAUUUACCAUGAAACAGGACUAUUGUCAAUACAAAUUCUAUGCAAAAUGUUUACUUUCUGAAUAAACGUGUUUUCUCUGUAAUCAGUUCUGUCAACUAUCUCAAGUUUCUAUGGAGAAGGUAUUACUGGUGUCUUUAUGGG